UCCUCCCAAGCAUGUGGGCUCAGCCAUACAUAUAGGCAGGGCCUCCCGGCCCUUGUUGCCACACCAUGCAGAGACCACCCCUCUCUCCGCUGGCUCUACUGCUGGUGACCCUACUGCUGGUGACCGCGGGGGCUGUGCUACAGGCCGAGACCCGCGGAGAAGAGCUCCAAAGAGCCACCAGCACCGGGGGCCUCAUCUUCCUGGAAGAUGGGGUCUGGCCUCCGAGCAUUCCCCCAGGGCCCCUGUGCCUGGUGACGCUGAGAGGCGUGGGCAACGCGAGCAGAGCCCCGCUGAGGGUGGUAGGGGGUCUGCACAGCUAUGAGCAUGCCUUCCUGGAGGCCGUUCGGGAGUCUCACUGGGGACCCCGAGACCUGGCCACCUUCGGAAUCUGCAGUUCUGACGCCCAGGCUACCCUGCCGGCGCUGCAGCGCCUUGGGGCCUGGCUGGGGGAGCCUGGGGGUCUGCAGGUGCUGGUCCUACGUCUGGAUGAAGUGAUAUGGGAGCCCACGCUCUUGCUGAAGUUCCAAGAGCCUCCACCCGGGGGAGCCAGCCGUUGGGAGCAGGCCCUGCUGGUGCUGUACCCUGGACCCGGCCCCCGGGUCACCGUCACAGGGGCUGGACUGCAGGGCACACAGAACCUCUGCCCUACUCCGGACACCCGCUAUUUGGUGCUGGCUGUGGACGUCCCUUCGGGGGCCUGGAGCGGCCCCGGCCUCGCCCUAACCCUCCAGCCACGCCGAGAAGGGGCCGCCCUGAGCAUCGGCCAGCUGCAGGCCUUUCUGUUCGGCUCUGACGCUCGCUGUUUCACACGCAUGACCCCCACCCUGCUGUUGCUGCCCCCUGCCCAGCCAGCGCCGCAGCCAGCGCAGGGCCAGCUGGACACCGUGCCCUUCCCGCCGCCCAGGCUGUCCCUGGAACCCGAGGAUCUGCCACACAGCGCCGACCCCUUCCUGCAGACCCUCACUCGCUUGGUGCGUGCCCUGCGGGGACCCCCGACGCAGGCCUCGCACACGCGUCUGGCCCUGGACCCUGGGGCGCUGGCCAGCUUCCCACAGGGCCUGGUCAACCUAUCGGACCCCGUGGCGUUGGAACGCCUGCUGGAUGGGGAGGAACCCCUGCUACUGCUGCUGUCUCCCACUGCGGCCACCGUGGGGGACCCCGCGCCGCUGCAGGGCCCGGCCUCUGCUUCCUGGGCCGCCGGCCUGGCACGCAGGGUGGCCGUGGAGCUGCAGGCUGCGGCCUCAGAGCUGCGGGGCCUCCCGGGCCUGCCCCCCGCUGCGCCACCCCUGCUGUCGCGCCUGCUGGCGCUGUGCCCAAACGACUCCCACAGCCCCGGGGACCCGCUGCGCGCGCUGCUGCUGCUGAAGGCGCUGCAGGGCCUGCGUGCCGAGUGGCGUGGGCGGGAAGGGCGCGGGAGGGCGGGGCGCAGCGCGGGGACAGCUACGGACGCGCCGUGCGCGCUGCGCGAGCUGAGCGUGGAUCUGCGCGCGGAGCGCUCCGUGCUCAUCCCCGAGACCUACCAGGCCAACAACUAAGGCGCCUGCGCCUGGCCGCAGUCCGACCGCAACCCGCGCUACGGGAACCACGUGGUGCUCCUGCUGAAGAUGCAGGCGCGGGGGGCCGCCCUGGGGCGCCUGCCCUGCUGCGUGCCCACUGCCUACGCCGGCAAGCUGCUCAUCAGCCUGUCCGAGGAGCGCAUCAGCGCGCACCACGUGCCCAACAUGGUGGCCACCGAGUGCGGCUGCCGGUGACGCCCGCCUUGCCCCUACUCAGCACCAAUAAAGAACAGCAAACAGCUGGGGUGUCUGUGGGUGGAGGGACCUCCUGUCACCUCCCUUCUCGAGUGCAAGGCCUGCACGCACGCGCGCGCGCACACACACACCCCGUGAG
Messenger RNA from Peromyscus eremicus (cactus mouse), 1890 nucleotides. It is a transcript of the gene Amh, whose product is annotated as anti-Mullerian hormone. Gene Ontology annotation, biological process: Mullerian duct regression; gonad development. NCBI's taxonomy places the organism in Eukaryota, Metazoa, Chordata, Mammalia, Rodentia, Cricetidae. The record is from RefSeq and is a predicted model, not a curated record. Gene Ontology annotation, molecular function: growth factor activity.